UUUGCUUCUAGUCGGAUCCCAUUUCCAUUCCCAUUCCCAUUCCCAUUUGCAUACAUAGCCAGCCACCACACUGGACCCGACCACAACAACAACACACAAAUCUUUGGUUUGUCCAUCGCCUCACGCCUGCAGUUCAAAUCUCUCUCUCUCACUCUGUCGUGUUUUCUAAGUUUGAUCCUCUUCUGCAUCCCAAUUUGGCACCCCAAAUCCAUGCCCUCUUUCUGCUCCCACAACCCUGUUGUUUAUGCGUCUGAUUUAACUUCCAUGUGCAAGGGGAAGUGCAAAGUUUGAUUCUUUAGCUCUAACUGAAAGUGGGUUUUGGUUGACUGCUUCAACCUCAGCCUCAAGAUUCAACACCAUCAAUCAUAGGUUUUUAAUGCUUUGUAACCUGCUAUUUCAGAUUUUGAAUAUUAGUUAGUUCAUGUUUUGUUAUCAAUUAGUGAUGUGGUUGACAUGUUUGAUGUAAUGUCUAUGUGAAUUUAGAAUCUUUUUUAUGCUUUGUCUAUCAUCACUGUAAGGCUUAGUUCUAUUAUGGCUGUUGCUUCUAAGAAACCCCGCCUUAGAGAGGCGGCUUUGCGCCAUUUGUUAGUUGUGGUGUUUGUUACUCUAUCUGGGGUUUUACUACUGAUAUUUCUGCUUGGAUCAAAUUCAGCACCAACCAUUGGGGUGAAGGGUUUAGAAAAUGUUGUUGAUGAUGAUGGUUCUGGAUAUCACCGUGACUUGAAGUUUACAGAGGGGCGCGGCCUCCCCCGACAGAGUCAAUUGUCACUUAAAUUGGAAAAGCUAAAUGAGUUGCCUCCAAGAAACUUGGAUUUGUAUCCAACUCUUGCCAAGGAUCCUAUCAUUGUUGUUCUGUAUGUUCACAACCGGCCUCAGUAUCUUAGAGUAGUCGUUGAGAGCCUUUCGCGGGUGGUAGGGAUUGAUGAAACCUUGUUAAUUGUUAGUCAUGAUGGUUACUUUGAGGAUAUGAACAAGAUCAUUGAGGGUAUCAGAUUUUGCCAAGUUAAACAGAUAUAUGCUCCCUAUUCGCCCCAUCUGUUUUCGAAUAGCUUUCCUGGGGUCUCAGCUGGUGACUGCAAGGACAAGGAUGAUGCAAGAGAAAAACAUUGUGAGGGGAAUCCUGAUCAAUAUGGAAACCACCGCGCACCGAAGAUUGUAUCAUUGAAGCAUCAUUGGUGGUGGAUGAUGAACACCAUAUGGGAUGGAUUAAAAGAGACAAGAGAGCAUUCUGGUCAUAUUCUUUUCAUUGAAGAAGACCACUUCAUAUUUCCAAACGCAUAUCGCAAUCUACAGAUUCUAACUUCAUUGAAGCCUAAAAAAUGUCCUGAUUGUUAUGCUGCAAAUUUAGCUCCUUCUGAUGUGAACUCUAGAGGGGAAGAGUGGGAAAGUUUAGUUGCUGAGAGAAUGGGGAAUGUGGGUUACUCUUUCAAUCGUACUGUGUGGAGGAAAAUUCACAAUAAGGCUAGAGAGUUUUGUUUCUUUGAUGACUACAAUUGGGAUAUCACAAUGUGGGCAACUGUGUAUCCUUCAUUUGGAAGUCCAGUUUACACAUUACGAGGUCCUAGGACCAGUGCUGUGCACUUUGGUAAAUGUGGUUUGCAUCAGGGUCAGGGGGAGAAUAACGCUUGCAUUGAUAACGGCUUGGUGAACAUUAAUGUAGAAAAUCAUGACAAGGUUUCUAACAUUGAAUCAGAUUGGGAAGUUCACACAUUCAAAAAUCAGCCUGGUUACAAAGCUGGGUUUAAAGGUUGGGGUGGCUGGGGGGAUAACAGAGACCGCAACUUAUGCUUGAGCUUUGCCAAGUUGUAUCCCUCCAGAAUCACUGCAUCUCCUUUGUAAGAGUUUUGUUUACCACUUCUUGUUUCUUCCUCUCUAUUUUUAUAUGGUCUAUUAUAAUCACAAGAUGAGAAAAUUAGUUUCUUCAAUACAGGCCUUUACACAUGUUAUUAGGGUUCAUAGUUACUUUGACAGCUAUCACUGAAUCUCAUGUACCAGUUGUAACAUUGAAUGGAUAUUCGUUCAUAAUUAGUAAUGUGUACAUGCAUAA
This is a messenger RNA of Lotus japonicus, 2047 nucleotides long. Its product is annotated as alpha-1,6-mannosyl-glycoprotein 2-beta-N-acetylglucosaminyltransferase. Gene Ontology annotation, molecular function: alpha-1,6-mannosylglycoprotein 2-beta-N-acetylglucosaminyltransferase activity. The record is from RefSeq and is a predicted model, not a curated record. Gene Ontology annotation, biological process: oligosaccharide biosynthetic process; protein N-linked glycosylation. NCBI's taxonomy places the organism in Eukaryota, Viridiplantae, Streptophyta, Magnoliopsida, Fabales, Fabaceae. Bases 532 to 1839 code for a protein of 435 amino acids. The transcript has a single exon. Gene Ontology annotation, cellular component: Golgi membrane; Golgi stack.